AUGGCUGAUAACAAAUUACACCCUGCUGUCACGGUGUCAAACAUCAAGAACUUUGUUUACGUUACCCUCGACAAUGAAGCCGCUGAUUACAACAUGUGGUCAGAACUUUUCCGGAUUCAUUGCACGGCUUUCCUAGUAGCCGAUCACCUUGAACCCCAUCCAACCAAGGCUGCCUCCUCCUCCACAAACAAACAAACAACCCCUCCUUCUUCGACCGACUCAUGGGAACGCCUUGAUGCCAUAGUUCUGCAAUGGAUCUAUGCCACCAUCUCUCCGGGUCUUCUGAAAACCAUCAUCAAAAAGGGCACCACUGCGUAUGACGCCUGGGUGGCGAUUAAAAAUCUCUUUCAAGACAACAAAGCUACCCGAGCCCUCUACCUAAAACAGCAAUUUGCCAACACUCGCCUUGAAAACUUCUCUUCCAUGCAUGAAUAUUGUCAACCCAUCAAAGUUUUAGCCGACCAACUCAACAAUGUUGAUGCGACUGUCGAUGAACAAGAUUUGGUCCUACAAACUAUCGCUGGGCUUACUGAGCAAUAUGAGACCGUGGGUACCAUUCUCCAAAAUACUAAGCCAUUACCCUCCUUCGUUGAGGUUCGUUCUCAACUUUGCAUGAACGAAACAACUAAAGCCAAUCAAGCCCUGCACUCCGCCAACAAACCCGCCACCGCCCUUCAUGUCCACAGCCCAUCCUCUCCUGCUACACCCACAUCUGCCUCCCAAACCCAAUCGGACCCCAUGCGUGGACGGCCCAAGACUCGUGGUCGCGGAAGGGGCCGUUUUUCAACUAAUCAGUCCACUAGGCCCAGAUCGCAAAAUACCCAAUAUUCACAGCCCAAUCAUCCCUACAUAAUCUUUCCAAACAAUAACAAUUGGGCCUCAACCCAAUGGGCCACCCUCCUCAACAAUCAAAACCGCUUUAGCCCACAACAAACCAACCCCCCUUGUCCCUACCCGUUAACCCCACGGUCCAACACCUCCCAAGGUAUUCUCGGCUCCCACCCUGCUCAGGCCCACGUGGCUACCUACAGUCCGACACCAACGGAUAUUGCACAGGCACUCUACACACUCUCUAUGAGUCAACCCACGGAUCCGAUUGGAUACAUGGAUACUGGCGCAACAGGACAUAUGGAGCAGCCAGGUAUAACCUCUCCGUCUGUUUUUUAA
Helianthus annuus (common sunflower) is the source of this 1167-nucleotide messenger RNA. RefSeq lists its product as uncharacterized. The transcript has a single exon. Lineage: Eukaryota; Viridiplantae; Streptophyta; Magnoliopsida; Asterales; Asteraceae. The record is from RefSeq and is a predicted model, not a curated record. The coding region runs from base 1 to 1167 and encodes 388 amino acids.